Molecule: messenger RNA, 330 nt
Organism: Helobdella robusta
Lineage: Eukaryota; Metazoa; Annelida; Clitellata; Rhynchobdellida; Glossiphoniidae
Exons: 3
Coding region: 1-330 (109 amino acids)
Biological process (GO): actin filament organization
Cellular component (GO): cytosol
Molecular function (GO): actin monomer binding
Source: RefSeq, a predicted model, not a curated record
AUGGCUGAGCACCACAAAGUACCUCAAGGCAUUGAAAAGAAAGACAUCACUGAGUUUGACUCCUCGAAACUCAAGCACACUGAGACUCAAGAAAAGAAUGUCCUGCCAUCUACCGAAGUCAUCACUCAAGAGAAAACAAUACAGCACAUUGAGGCGUUUGAUAAAAAGAAUUUGAAGCAUGCUGAAACUGAAGUUAAAACAACGUUGCCUGAUAAAAGUGUGAUUAAUCAGGAGAAGACUAUACAGAACAUAGAGGGGUUUGACAAGUCCAACCUUAAGAGGGCAUCUACAGAGGUGAAAAAUCCACUGCCUGACAAAAACAGUAAGUAA